Molecule: messenger RNA, 660 nt
Organism: Phytophthora sojae
Lineage: Eukaryota; Oomycota; Peronosporomycetes; Peronosporales; Peronosporaceae
Exons: 1
Coding region: 1-660 (219 amino acids)
Cellular component (GO): nucleus
Molecular function (GO): DNA binding
Source: RefSeq, a predicted model, not a curated record
AUGGGGGCUUGGAUGAAGAUAGCGCAGAAGCGCGAGCUGGUCCGGCACUACGCUGAGCAUCCCUGGAUGACCCAGCCCGAGCUAGCAGUGUGGUCAAUGGAGCGGUUCACGCUCAAGCGUCAUCCAGCGCAGUCGAUGAUCUCGGACAUCCUCAAGAACGCGAAAGCCAUCAUGAGCGAGAGCUACGGUGACGGAAAUCGACGCAAGCCGCUACGUGUGACGUCUGUCAGACUGGAGAAGCGCCUUUGGAUCCAGGCUACGGAGGCCAGAAGCGUUUGUCUCUCGCGUGCAUUCAUCCGAAUGAAAGCCAGAGACCUGCCGGUAGAGCUCUGCGAUGGAUGGGACCUGAGCUUAUCGGACGGCUGGCUAACAAAGUUCGAGAAGCGACAUGGACUUCGCUUGCGCCAGCUACAUGAUGAGGCCGCCUCAGCGGACCCGAAGAGUGUCGAAGCUGGUCGUCAACGAUUGCAAGAGCUCGUGGAGCUCUACGACCCCUGUGACGUCUAUAAUAUGGACGAGACCGGACUGUGCUAUGCGAUGGCACCGGCGCGCUCCAUCGGAACCAAGGGCAAGCGCGGUGUUAAGAAAAGUAAGAUCAGGAUAACGAUUGCGCUCACAGCGAACGCCGACGGAUCCGACGCGUUCCCGCCCUUGUACUAG